UUCAAGUUUCAACGCCCUCUGUCCUUUCUCUCUCUAACCACAGUGACUUCUGACUUCUCCGUCUCCCCAGGUUUCUGAUGAUCAUCAGCUCUUUUAAAAAAACCUUCUAUAUAUUUUCCUUGAAUAAAUGAAAUGAAGAUCCAGUGCGACGUCUGCAACAAAGACGAAGCAUCAGUGUUCUGCUCCGCCGACGAGGCUGCCCUUUGCGCCUCCUGCGACCACCGCGUCCACCACGCCAACAAGCUCGCCGUCAAACACCAACGCUUCUCUCUCCUUCUCCCUUCUCCGAAACAAUUCCCUCUGUGCGACAUCUGUCAGGAGAGGAAGGCCUUCUUGUUCUGUCAACAGGACAGGGCAAUCCUAUGCAGAGACUGUGAUAUUCCCAUACACAGAGCCAACGAGCACACCCAGAAGCACAAUAGGUUCCUUCUCACCGGCGUUAAGCUCUCCGCCACCUCCACCCUCUAUUCUCCGCCGUCCGCCGCUGCCUCUGCCACGGGAUGCCCUGAUUCUGUUCCUGAUCUCAAGAAGUCCCAGAAGCCCCUCUCCGUAAUUCUCAAUCCACCGUCGUCCAUAACAACACAAGUUGCUAGUGACCAGCAGAAUCAAUUGGUGAGUGGUGGGGUUGUGGAGGUUGGGGUUGGUCCAACAAGUAGCAGCAUAUCAGAGUACUUGACAGAGACGUUACCUGGCUGGCACGUUGAAGACUUUCUUGAUUAUUCCACUCCGGCACCCUCAUUUGGUUUCUCUAAGAAUGUUGAUGAAAAUGUGAUGGGUUUUUGGGAUUCUGAUCUCGAGAGCAAUAUGUCUCCGUUCACAACAGAAAAUAUGGGGAUUUGGGUCCCUCAAGCUCCAGAUAUUACUCCCCAAAAUCAAUAUUCUCAAUUGAACACAUCUUCAAAUAUGGGCUUUGACGGCCAAACUGGGUUCAUGGAAUACAAGGAAGCUACUACCAAAAUCAAAUCUAGCAAAAAGUUGAGAGAGGAUUGCUGUUUUACUGUUCCACAGAUCAACCCUUCCUCCAAAAGAGCUAGAAAUGUUUGGUAGUAUCAUCAAAAUCUUCAACUGUCAAGAAUCAAAAGCAGUCAUGAACUCAUGACUUGCUGAUCUGCUUCUGUACUUCUCUUUUUUAUCAUUGUCUUAGUAUCUUCUUUCCCUUCUUGUUGCAAGCUGCAAGUGAUCUAUGUUGGAAUUUAUAUAUAUAUAUAUUUAAAUAAUAAAAAUUAUUUUAUGAUCC
This is a messenger RNA of Cornus florida, 1237 nucleotides long. Its product is annotated as B-box zinc finger protein 21-like. Gene Ontology annotation, biological process: photomorphogenesis; regulation of DNA-templated transcription. The record is from RefSeq and is a predicted model, not a curated record. NCBI's taxonomy places the organism in Eukaryota, Viridiplantae, Streptophyta, Magnoliopsida, Cornales, Cornaceae. Gene Ontology annotation, cellular component: nucleus. The transcript has 3 exons. Bases 133 to 1047 code for a protein of 304 amino acids. Gene Ontology annotation, molecular function: zinc ion binding.